AUGGAGGUUGGGGACGAUUGGGAGCUCUGUUUCCCAGAAAUCCCCAAUAUCUCCUGCUGGAAGCCACCGUCUACUUGGCCUGAAACAUUGUUCAUUGACUUUGCACUGUACUCCAUCUCUGUGCUCACUGCUUUCCUCAACCUGCUCAUCAUCAUCUCAGUCUCCCACUUCAGGCAGCUCCACACACCCACCAACAUCCUCCUCCUCUCUCUGGCUGUCUCAGAUUUUCUUGUGGGCCUCCUGCUGAUGCCAAUAGAUGCAGUAAAAAGAACACAUUGCUGGUUUCUUGGUGACUUUUUUUGUUCUGUCUUUAGGUUUCUGGUCGACAUCAUUCUCUCUGCUUCAGUCGUAAACAUGGUGCUCAUAUCAGUUGACCGCUAUUUGGCUAUUUGUGACCCUCUGCAUUACACCACCAGAAUCACUGUGAAUAGAGUUAAAGUCUGUGUUUGUCUUUUAUGGUUCUGUUCUGUUGCCUACAAUGUUUACUUCUUUCUCCUCCAUGUUUACCAACAAUUAUACAUUACUCCUUGCUAUGGAGAUUGUGCUACUUUAAUUGAUAACAUUGGUGCUUUCCUUGAUCUUGUUUUAAACUUUUUUGUUCCUGUUACUGUCAUCAUAGUUUCGUACAUGAGAGUAUUUGUUGUGGCUGUGUCUCAAGCUCGUGCCAUGCACUCUCAAAUUACAGCUGUCACAAAGCAGAUUUCAGUGACUAAAACAGCAAAGAAAUCUGAGCUGAAAGCAGCCAGGACUCUUGGUGUUUUGGUAGUUGUGUUUCUAAUGUGUUUCACACCAAGUUACUUUACAAUUUUAGUAGGGCCAAUAUCCCGUAGUCAUUCAACUGCAAACUUUAUUCAGUAUCUGUACUAUUUUAACUCUUUUCUAAACCCUUUGAUUUAUGGCUUGUUUUACCCCUGGUUCAGAAAAUCAGUUAAACUCAUUGUUACUCUUCAGAUACUGCAGCCUGGCUCCUGUGAGGCCAACAUACUGUAG
Messenger RNA from Centropristis striata (black sea bass), 990 nucleotides. Its product is annotated as trace amine-associated receptor 13c-like. Gene Ontology annotation, biological process: G protein-coupled receptor signaling pathway. The transcript has 2 exons. Gene Ontology annotation, molecular function: trace-amine receptor activity. The record is from RefSeq and is a predicted model, not a curated record. Gene Ontology annotation, cellular component: membrane. Lineage: Eukaryota; Metazoa; Chordata; Actinopteri; Perciformes; Serranidae. The coding region runs from base 1 to 990 and encodes 329 amino acids.